Messenger RNA from Drosophila nasuta, 6127 nucleotides. RefSeq names its product stranded at second transmembrane protein (gene sas). Bases 287 to 5560 code for a protein of 1757 amino acids. Gene Ontology annotation, biological process: positive regulation of cell differentiation; cell adhesion. NCBI's taxonomy places the organism in Eukaryota, Metazoa, Arthropoda, Insecta, Diptera, Drosophilidae. The transcript has 10 exons. Gene Ontology annotation, molecular function: integrin binding. The record is from RefSeq and is a predicted model, not a curated record.
UGCCUGCUCAGUUGGUGGAUGUGCUUCAGCCGGAGCGGUUGCUAGACAAAAUCUCAAAACGCAAUCGCAGUCGUUCAAAUCAAACACUUCUCUAGAAACGUGGCCCGUGCGCUUGGCCAACUUUGUGGAAACCUUUGCGCAUCGGUUAAGUGCAAAACGUAAUACCUUCAACCAACUGUGAAUUUGCUCGAUUAUUUUCAAAUUAACAACAAGUGCAUAAGUUGUGAGAGAGAAACUUACCAAAAAAAUAUAAAAUAAAGAAACAACAUUAAAGAAAAACUUCAAAAUGCAAGCGUGUAGAAAAAAAAGAGCUCCGAGCGAUUCGGCGUCGAUCUUGCGGAGGAGACUCUUUGUGGCAAGUCUCUGCGGAUUAUUGCUGCUUGGCAUUCAAAUUGAGCGCGCGGCGUCUGCGCCUGCAGGCGAGGAUGAUGCUGCAGUCAUUCCCAGCACCACGAUGCCAGCGUUGGAUACAACAACCGAGACCGUUGCUGCUGCUGCUGCUGCUGCUGAUUCUUCCACAACAACAACAACCACAACAACAUCAGCACCGACAACAACAACGCAGGCAGCAGCAACAACAAUUGGCGUAGAACAAAGCAGCGAAUCGACUUCGACUUCGACUUCGACUGCGGCUGCCAACAUGUUGGAUAGUUCAACGACUUUGGAGCCCAGCAGAUUGAACACAAGCGAAGCUGAAAUUACAACACUGCCAGCCUCAGCCAUUGACAGCAGCAGCGUCCGCAGCAGCAUCGUUGGCAGUCUUCAACUGCAGGAGGAAACAACAGUGCGUUCGACAAGUAUUGAGCCGAUUACCUCCACAGAGCCGACAACAACACCACGUUUUGAGAACUCAGCUUCCGAAGAGCCCGCAAUCUUUCAUCACACGGAGGCAGAUCAGACGCACAUUCAGCACAUUCCGCUGCGCGAUGAGCAUGCGGAGAAUGUGGGCGGCGAUGCGACCACCGAGGAGCAACGGGAGGAGCAAAAGCAGCUGGAGGGCGAGCAGGAGUUGUUGAAUCAAAUAUCCAAUGAGAGCGAUGAUGAUGCCAAAGAUUUGAAUAAUUUUCGACAUCCGGCAACGCUCAUAACGGCCAGCAACAGUGAGGAGAAUGAGUCCAAUGCCAAUGAGAAUGAAAGUGAUGGCAACAAGUUGGCAGCAAUAACAACAACAACAACAACAUCGUCAACGACGACGACGACAACGACGACGACAGAGGCACCAGUAACGACAACAACUGCAACAGCGACAGCAACAAGUGAGUCAGAAGAUCCCUAUCAUGUGCAUAUACUGUCCGAGAAUCAUGAUCGCCUGGCCGAGCACGAAGAUUAUCAAAUGCUGUCGAGCAGCACCGAGGAGGGCGAACCAGCUGCAGCUGCAGCAGCGACAACAACAACAACCGAAGCGAGUGCUGGCAUUAUUGUCAGCCAGGAGAAUAAGGCAACGCCGUCAACGCAGUCAGUUACUGAGACGACAUCGACGACAACAACAACAACAUCGCGAGCACGCGCCAUGCAUAUGAAUGAGCCCGAAAUGCAGCCACAAACCGAAACGGCAACCGAGAUUGCCACAGAGUUGGAGUCAAAGGCAGAGGCCACCACAGUGUUGCCGCAGAGCGAAGUGAUUAACAUUGUUGAAGGACAGCAUGUGCUGCACCCAAUCGAGGACGAACUCAACUUUAGUUCCAGCUCCAGCACAACAACAACAACAACCACAGCAGCAACAACCACAACAACAGAGGCUGCAGCAACCGAUUCGCCAUUUGUUGCCUUUGCCGGCGAGGGUCGCUCAGCGGGCAACAGCGAUGAGGACGCGGAGUUGCUCUUCCGUCACAAUGCUAGCCUGCAUCAUCAGGCGCUAAUGGAUCUCAGCGAUGUCAGCAUGGACGAUGAACGCACUGAGAUAAUUACAACAACCACAGCAGCGACAACGACAACUACAACGUCUACGACGACAGCACAACCCGAAACGGAAGUGCCGAAAAUUGUGGAAAUUACAGCCAGCGGGGAUACAAUGCAGCGUGAAUGUUUGGCAGACAACAAGAGCUACAAGCACGGCGAGAGCAUGGAACGGGAUUGCGAUGAACGUUGCACCUGCAACCGCGGCGAAUGGAUCUGUGAGCCACGUUGCAAAGGUGCCACCUAUCCACGAGGCAGUCAACGCACUAUGGCUAAUCCCCAUUGCCACGAGCGCAUCGUGGAGGAGGACGAAUGCUGUAGGACGAUGGAAUGCGAUGAGCCAAUGUUGGCGCCAAUUGUGACCGCGUCGGACAUUAACCAGACAGCUGUUGAGCAGAACGAAGAGAGUACGCCCAAGCCACGCAAUGAUUGCCACUAUCAAGGCGGCGUCUACAAGUUCCGCGAACGCAAAGAAAUUGGCUGCGAGCAGAUUUGCCACUGCGACGAAGGCGGCAUCAUGAACUGUCGGCCACGUUGUCCCGAGCGCAAUCACACGCGUGCCGACAAGUGUGUGUAUGUCAAGGAUCCCAAGGAUGUCUGCUGUCAGCUGGAACUCUGCGAUGUCACGCUUGAUGAUCACGAACAGCAGCCACCACUUGCCCCACUGCUGCAGGCUGGCCCCAACAGCAUUGGCGAGGAACAGGAUCAGGAGCAGGAACAGGAACGUGAACAGGAGCGCAGCUAUGGCCUCGAUCAGCAGGCACGUGAUGCAGGCGGUGCCACGCCCAGCUGUGAGUUCAAGGGCGAACAGUAUGAGCUGGGACAGCAGUUCCGCGAUGGUUGCGAUCAGUUGUGCAUCUGCAAUGAGCAGGGCGUGCACUGUGCCAAGGUCGAGUGUCCCUCCACCUUCGGUCUCGAUGUGCUCAAUCCGCAUUGCAUACGCUGGGAACCAGUGCCAGCAGACUUUAAGCCAGUGGCGCCACAUUGCUGUCCGGAGAGCAUGCGCUGUGUGGACAAUGGCACCUGCACCUAUCAAGGCAUGCAGUUCGACAACUGGCAACAAAUACCUGUCAAUCUAACGGGCUGCGAGCAACAUUGUUACUGCGAGAGCGGCAAGGUCGAGUGUCGCCCCACUUGUCCGCCAGUCUUGGCGCUGCCACCUUCCGAUCUGCACUGCCCCUUGGAACAGGCGCGUUUAGUGAACAUGCCACAGGAUGAUUGUUGCAAACAUUGGGACUGCGUUUCACUUACUCCCGAUCUGCAAGCUCACCCCAUCGAUGAUCCGCGACAACCUUAUCCAAUUGCUCCACAACCCAAUGAAACAACAGCAACAACUUCGACAGCGACAGCAACAAGCAUGACAACAACAACCACAACAACAACAACAACUUCUACUAGCAAACCUUUGGAACUUGACUAUGAGAAGAAGCCCACUUUGGGCGCCUUUUAUCCCACGCUAGACGGCAAGCCGCCCAAAUCGAGUCCUGGACUCUUUGACAAACACGAGAAGCCGCACAAGAAGGCACAGCAACAACACCAACAACAGCAGCAGCAACAGCAACAGAAUGACAUCAAGUACGAUGUGCAUGAGGAUCAGCAAGAGGAUGAUGUCAACAAUGGUCCACCAUUGCCACCGGGCGGGGGCUUUGUGCCACUGCAGCUGGGUGGCCACUACAACGACUAUCAGCAGCAGCAGCAACAUCAGCAACACCUCGGUCCCUAUGGCUUUUACAAUCCCGCCAAGCCUGCUUACGAUGCCUACAAUCCCUACGAACCUUACGACAUCAAUCCCAAUGGCAUUCCACAAGGCAAACCGCCACCAGCGCCCACUAGUCAAUCCGAUUUGUUCAACAUACUUGGUGCCGAGCAUCCAGGACAUCCUGGACAUCCAGCGUCGCAGGCAGCUGGCCAAAAAGAGAAUCACAAUCUGCCUCCGCAUGUGAGAAUUGAGCAGAUACUGCAGCAUUUGCAACAGAGCGUGCCAGCUGGCGCAGCGGCAGCGGGACCACAGCAACAACAGCAGCAGCAACAACAGAGACCUGGACCACCGCAUUAUGUACCCAUUGUGCACAGUGGCGUGCCACCGCCGCCGCCUCCACAUGGUAUUGCCAUAGUCGAUGGCCAGCCGGUGACCUACGAGAGUUAUCCAUUGAUACCUGGACUGGGCGUGCCACCACCACUGCAUCAUGCACAGCAGCAACAGCAACUUCAACAGCAACAACAACUGCAACACCAGCAGCAACUGCAGCAACUACAGCAGCCACCGCAGCGUGAAACUCCGCAGCAACAGGCAACCAUUAUACCCAGCUCCAGCACCAGCUCGGGGCUCUCCACGCAAGCCAGCGAGCAUAGCCUGCAUCAUAGCCAGGGCGCGGAGAAGCGACCAACCCAGCAGCAAGCAGGCUUGAACAAUCUGCAGUCGGACAUCGAGGUGCACAGCUUGGACGCCAUCGAUCCGCACACCAUUCGCAUGGUCUUCACCGUGCCCAUGGUCUAUGUGAAUCUUCAUGGACGCGUCGAGUUGCAUUAUACCAACAAACCCAGCAAUGAUACACGCACCUGGGAGCUGCAAACUUUUGCUCCACCCGAAGAUCUGAUUGCUACUUCACAAAUGGAAUUCGACUUGUCCAAUCUGGAAGCGAAUACGUUGUACAAAGUCAAGGUGACGCUGCUCCUACGCGAUCUCAAUUCGCAGGCAACGAGUAGCAUUUAUACAGUCAAGAUGCCAGCGGAACGUACGAUUACGCCGCCACCACAGAUCUCGGAUUACAGACCCGAUUUCCAGGACAUUUUCAAGACUGUUGACGAUCCGGAACUAAAUGUCAUCGAGACAAAUGCCUCUUGGCUGCAACUCACAUGGAAGAAGCUGAGCGAUGAGCAAAUGGAAUAUGUCGAUGGCGUCCAAUUGCGUUACAAGGAACUCACGGGCAUGAUUUACUCGUCUUCACCGCUGAUACAUCGCACACUUACCAGCUACACCAUACAGAAUCUGCAACCAGAUACGGGCUACGAGAUUGGAUUGUAUUACAUUCCAUUUGCGGGUCAUGGCGCUGAGCUGCGCGCUGGACACAUGAUCAAGGUGCGCACAGCGCCCAAGGUUGAUGUCUAUGGCUUCGAUGUGAACGUGAAUGUCACCAAGGUGAAGUCACAGAGUGUGGAGAUCUCCUGGAAUGGUGUGCCAUAUCCAGAGGAUAAGUUUGUGCACAUCUAUCGUGCCAUCUAUCAGAGCGAUUUGGGCAAGGAGGAUUCGAGUGUCUUCAAGGUGGCCAAGCGGGACAGCACAACGGGCACUUUGAUUAUGGAUCUAAAACCGGGCACCAAGUAUCGUCUGUGGCUGGAGAUGUAUCUGACCAAUGGCAAUACCAAGAAGAGCAAUGUGGUUAACUUCAUUACGAAACCAGGUGGUCCAGCGACGCCAGGCAAGACGGGCAAACUCCUCACCGCUGGCGUCUCUGAGCAACCAGUUGGCGAUUAUUACGGUCCCCUUGUGGUUGUGUCUGUGAUUGCCGCCUUGGCGAUAAUGUCCACACUGGCCUUGCUGCUCAUCAUCACCAGAAGGCGUGUGCAUCAGACGGCAUCCAUCACACCACCGCGUAAAAGCGAUGCGGCCUACGACAAUCCCUCGUAUAAAGUGGAGAUACAACAGGAGACAAUGAAUCUGUAACGGCCCGAACUGAUGGGUAGCUUACUCAAAACUCCCAAACUAGCUUAGAGCAACGUUUCUUGUAAAUAUUUAAAAAACAAAACUCAGUGUCAGUAAAAGUUAUGAAAAUAAUAUAUGGAUUUUCCAUUCCCCGGCGCAGGAUUCUGAUAAAUAUCCAAACUUUAAAAAAGAAAAUCAAAAAGGUCGCCAUGUUGUAUGUAAUGAUUAAGGAAUUCUUAAAACAAAAAAAAAAACAAAAAAGUUGAACUAAAUAGUAAUUGUUCUUUGACCCCCCGUUAAACAAUUGUAACUUGUGUAUAUAGAGAGAUAGAAGAGACAACUGAAUAUAAAGUCCAAGUAACUUCCAAUUGGCCUCGCCAGGGGAAUUCUUCUAGCGAUUUCUACAAAAAACAAAUGCAUAGUUAGUUUAACUUGUAAAUUUUAGCUUUACACAUAUACAUAUAUACAUACCAUUUAAUUUAAGAACGAACAACAGCAGUUCUUCAAUUAACAGUCCAUAAAUAUUUAAAUUAGCUUGUAAUCGUACAGAGAUAUGCAAUCUUAUGAAUAAAUAAAAUAUUAAACAAA